Cydia fagiglandana is the source of this 5543-nucleotide messenger RNA. Its product is annotated as peroxisomal N(1)-acetyl-spermine/spermidine oxidase. Gene Ontology annotation, molecular function: polyamine oxidase activity. The coding region runs from base 74 to 1726 and encodes 550 amino acids. The record is from RefSeq and is a predicted model, not a curated record. Lineage: Eukaryota; Metazoa; Arthropoda; Insecta; Lepidoptera; Tortricidae. The transcript has 3 exons.
UGUCGUAACCAACCAGCUGAACGUCAAAUUAAAAGCGUAGUGCUAAAUAAUAUUAUUUAAAUUUAAUAUUAUUAUGGGUGACGACAAUUCAAAUUCCAGUAAAAAAUGUGAUACAAAUAAGUGUAAUGUUUUAAUAAUUGGCGGCGGCAUGGCCGGUCUGGCUGCCGCCAAUGAACUUAUCAAAAAUGGUAUGGACGACUUUAGAAUAUUAGAAGCAAGGAAACGAAUCGGUGGUAGGAUUAUUUCUAUUCCACUAAAAAACCACGAAGUGGAGUUAGGGGCGAACUGGAUUCAUGGAGUUCUCGGUAACCCGAUAUUCGAUAUAGCUAUGGCUAAUGGUCUAGUAAACAUAAUAAAUAUACCUAAGCCACACAAAGUGAUAGCGGCGACUGAGGACGGCAAACAGGUGCCGUUUGGUGUGCUGCACGAGAUCCAUGAGGCGUACGUGGUGUUCUUGCGGCGCUGUGAGGAGUACUUCCUGUGCCAGUACCUGCCCCCGCCAGAUAUUCAUAGUGUUGGAGAGCAUAUAAACCUGGAGGCCACCAUAUACCUUGAGCGUCUUCCUGACUCUGAAGAGAAAAAACUCCGCCGGCUUAUAUUUGACUGCUUGUUAAAACGGGAAACAUGUAUAUCAGGUUGCAACAGCAUGGAUGAAAUAGAUCUUUUAGAAUUAGGCAGCUACACAGAACUCCAAGGUGGCAACAUCAUGAUCCCUAAAGGUUACAGCUCUAUAUUACAACCUAUGUUAAAAAAUAUUCCACCUGAAAAAAUUAUAUCUAAUCACCCAGUAAAAAAAAUUGUCUGGGAUUCUGACCAGCACAGUACACGGCCUGAAGAUUUGGGAGAGGAGUCUGAAGACUCAGACCAGACAGUGAUAGAAGAUAUUACUAAGACCUCUACCUCUGAGUCUAUGGUUAACCCUAGUGAAGGAAGUUUAAUGUCUGAAAAUGCGCACAAACCAAAGAAAAAAAAUGGACAUUAUGUUGAAGUUAUCUGUGAGAAUGGAGAGACUUUUUUUGCUAAUCAUGUGAUAUGUACAAUACCUCUUGGUGUGCUCAAAGAGACUGCCAAGGAUCUCUUCCAGCCUUCGUUGCCUCAGUACAAAAUGGAAUCAAUAGAAAGACUGCUAUUUGGCACAGUGAAUAAAAUAUUUUUGGAAUAUGAGAGACCAUUCUUAAAUCCUGAUAUUACAGAAAUAAUGUUGUUAUGGGAGAGUCCGACGACACCUGAAGACAUUGCCGAGUCGUGGUAUAAGAAGAUUUACUCAUUUAGUAAAGUUACAGAGACCUUGUUGUUGGGCUGGGUGUCAGGGAGAGAGGCGGAAUAUGUGGAGACAUUAACUAUGGAUCAAGUUGCCACAGCUUGCACAAACAUUUUAAGGAAAUUCUUGAAUGAUCCCUUUGUACCAGAGCCGCAGAAAUGUGUAUGUACAAGUUGGAACAAGCAGCCCUACACGCGAGGCUCAUAUACGGCUCUUGCUGUAGGAUCCAGUCAGACAGAUAUAGAGAGUUUAGCACAGCCACUAUUCAGAAAUGUUCAUGAUAAAAAGCCCACGCUGGUGUUUGCCGGCGAGCACACGCACAGCAGCUACUACUCGACGGUGCACGGCGCCUACCUGUCGGGGCAGGCGGCCGCGCGCCGCCUGGCCGCGCCCGCGCCGCCCGUGCUCGCCGGCGCCAGCGAGCCCGACCUCACCGCCUGGAUAGAGGGCAUACAGCUAGGAUAAAACUGGUAUCUAACUGAACAUGUAAAAUGCAUAAAUAAAUGACAGGUUAUGGGGAUUACAAAUUAAUACACAGUUAAGGACCUAUAAUUUUAAUUAGUCUAAAGUUUAGUGAUUCCAUUGUUGUGUUAAGAUAAGAUAAGAUCUUUAUUUGCAUACCAGUAUGUUACAUAUAGGUUACAUAGUGGACCCUGAAAGGGUAUAACAAAACAUUGUUCACUAUAUACAGUAUGUGUCUGACCAUGGGGCUUUAAUUCCAGAGCUUGAUUUUACUCGCUAAACUGAGCUACUUUUACUAUGGGACCAACCCUAAAAUCGGGGAUUUUUUUUUUGGCUUUUCCAUAGAAAACGUCGACAUCUGAUCAGCCAAAAUGUAUGAAAAAGUAAAAAAAAAAUUCGGGAUUUCGGGGUUGUGCCAUAAUAAAAGUAGCUCAGUUUAGCGAGUAGAAUCGAGCCCUGGAUUUAAAGCCCCAUGGUCAGUAACACCCUGUAUAUAUUAAUUACUUAUUACAGUCAAGCUGUUUGCGCUUAUAUACAUGCGUGAAAGUGUGUAAUCGUAUACUGUGACGUUUCGUAACACAAUGGAAUCAAUUAACUUAGGAUUAAUUGCUGGUCCUUAACUACAUACGUAUUUUUUUAGCAAUUCACCCUUAUGCCUUUAUUGACACUAUAGUAAUUGUUACCACAAGAGACGACUAAAUAUUAAAGACUGCUUAUCGCAUUACAAUGUUCACUCGAUUAUCUUUGGGCUCUCUACCAGAUGGCGCUGUAAUACAACCGAAUUCAUAUUUCCUGAAUAAGUAAAAAUCAUCGAGAUAAACAUUUAUCAGCUUGCAAUUUUCUAAGGCCAUUUCAAGGCUUCACCGUAUUUAACCGUGUCUGGUAAAAGUAAAGUUUUGUAUUUACGCCUAGCAUUGUUGCAUACUGUACAAAUCAUUAAUUAGAUGAUUGGAUUUAAGAGGCUUUUAUUAAGGUUUGUCUAAAGCAUUAGAGUAAAAAUAAUUAUUAAAUUGAACACAUUAGCUACUCUAAAAAUGAUACAAUGAAGUUACCUUUGCCUUAAAAGAAAAUUCCCAAAAUGGUGCAGUCAGAAGGGUUGUAUACAUCCUAUUUAUUUUAGUUAUAAUUUAUGUAGAAAUAAGUAGCAAUCGGAAGAUAUAACAAUAUUCUGUCUGUACCCUUAACCAAAGCUGAAGCUAUAUUGCGGAAUGGAAAUGAAAUACCCGUCUAAUGAAAAGCUUACACAUGUAUGUACAUAUUACCUAUGUAUUAUUAUAUUAGGGUAUUGUGCUCGCACGUAAUACCUACCAUACUUUUUUUAUAGCAAAGUUUUACUACCAAAACUACUUUUUUCAAUUAAUGUUUUUUUAAGUAUUAAAUCUCCUCAAUGUAGGUUUUAUUUUAUUCCAAAUGAGAUGUAUCGAUUUUAUAUUAAACCAACAAUAUAAAUGUAUGUAUUUACCUACUGUAGAUGAAUUAUACAAAGUUUUGUGGGCUUUUAAAAUAUAGCCUUGUUAUAGCCUCUUUGUUUUGUAAACAUACCUACCUAGUUAUUAUCAGCGACGAUGCUUGCUUAAUACAAAUUAGCAAAAGAUUUUAUUUUACAUUGUUUUACAGUACUUACUUAUGAUGCAAAAAUCAUGAAUAAAAUAAAUUUAACUAUAGGAUAAAGUAGCCUGCUCUCUAUAUUCUCAUUAUUUUGUCAGUCAAGGUAAACUCUUUGUAGAAUUUUCUCGCAUUUUUUAAUAAAAAUAUGAGUUGCCCUAUUACAGUUUUAAGAUGCGUACCUACCUGCAAAGAGGAUUAGAAGUAGAGAGUUACUGUCAUGGUAAAUUAUCUAGCUACAGUUCAUUUACUGCCAUCUUUUGACAGAAGAUUAAACCUGUUUAAACGCCAUUUGACUUUGAUCCUUAUUCUUUAACUGAUAUGUAUUAACUUUUUAAAUAUUAAUAUUCACGCCAUCUACUCGAGCAUAGGCUGAAGGUUGUGGCGCCAUCGCUCAAAAACAUGGAACUAUACCUUUGGCCUAUAGUCGAGUAGAUGGCGUGAAUAUUAAUAUUUAAUAAGUCAAUAUAUAUCGGUGAAAGAAUAAGGAUCAAAGUCAAAUGGCGUUCUAACAGUUUUAUGAUCUGUCGAAAGAUGGCAGUGAAUUUACAGUGGCUACAUAAUUUACUUUGACAAUCCGUCUCUAUAGACUUUAUUCUCUUUGCUACCUGCAUGACCCUAUUAAAACAGUAGGACCCUAACCGCCAUCUAGCUAACACCUUACUAUAAAACUAUUAUAUUUUCAUACAAAGUUGUGGUAGUCCUAAAUAAUAAAAAUCCUAGAUAGCGUAACUUUAGCACCGUCUACUCAACGACGUUGAUGUGAUUAUUUAUUAUAAUCUAGGUACCUGUGUUACUUUUACUACAUAAAGUCUUUGGAAAAACACAACUUUGUAUGGAAAUGUUUCUGUGUUAUUAAACUAGUCUGCCACAACUAGACAUCCCACCUAAGAAUUCAUUCCAUAUGUGUUGUUUACUGCUGAACUUCGUAUGAAAAUUGUGUAUUACACGUACUUACGUACUUGUAAUAUCUGUCCACUGAAAUAAUGGGCAUUGUAUUCCCAACUCUCUAUUCUACCAACAAUUUUCAACCAUGUCCAUGAUUGCCUUAGAAUUAGGUGUGCAGAGGCGUACAGCAGUGAAAAAAAUAUAUUCGUUCUAAUAACAUUAAAAAUUACUCCGAGAAUUAAGAGAUAUUUUAUCGGGCACUUCAUGCGACAUAAAAAUGAAAUAAUUAUAACUAGCACGAUUAUUUAUUAUUUACUUCCGAAUUUGAUCACAUAAUGUGCCUGAUUUAGAAGCACAUGGUUCCUGCUGAGUUGUUUCUAAUAUAGAAAAAAUAUUACUUAUGAAUUAAACCGAAAAUCAAUUUUAUUGCUUUCAUUGGAAAGUGACUUACUUAGUACGUGACUUCUUGUUUUAGAAGGUACCUACAGCUUUCGUGAACUGAGCCUCCGAUAAGCUGAUUCAGAGCAAAGAGAAAAGAGUAUAUAGAGGCGGAUUGUCAAAGUAAAUUAUCUAACCACUGUACAUUUACUGCCAUCUUUCAACAGAAGAUUAAACCUCUUAGAACGCCAUUUGACUUUGAUCCUUAUUCUUUCACUAAUAUGUGUUAAUUUGUUAAAUAUUGAAAUUAACGCCAUUUACUCGACUGUUAGGCCAAAGGUUAUAGCGCCAUCGCUCGAAAAGAUUGCACCAUACCUUUGGCCUACUCUCGAGUAGAUGGCGUUAAUAUUAAUAUUUAACAAACUAACACAUAUCAGUGAAAGAAUAAUGAUCAAAGUCAAAAUGGCGUUCUAACAAGUUUAAUCUUCUGUCGAAAGAUGGCAGUAAAUGUACUGUAACUACAUAAUUUACCAUGACAGUAACUCUCUAUUCGAAUUCUCUUUGCUCAGAGUGUAGGUGCAAAUGCUAUGAUAGAUAUUAUAUGUAAAUAUUUUUACUUUUGCCUUAAAAAGGUACUAAUGCGUAAUGUGUCUCGCAUUAAAUCUUUUAUUAAACUAUUUUAGUAACAGCUACUUUUUCAAAACAUUACCUACAACAUGCAGUAUUAACAACCUGUGCUUUUCUAACUUCCCAAAACUAAUUCAAAACACAAGUCUGGUCUGGUACCCAAAUGUGGCCGCGCUUGUAACUUUUACUUUACCUAUAGUUGUGUUUGCUCAGAGCAAAAAAAGGUCAACCACGGCGUUGCAUGAACAAGAGAUUUCCUUUAGCAGGAUUGAUCCUUAGGACCCAAGGAUGGAUUUAAGAAGUGGAGCCACCCAGGUUUUUG